This is a messenger RNA of Trichomonas vaginalis G3, 1182 nucleotides long. RefSeq lists its product as uncharacterized. The coding region runs from base 1 to 1182 and encodes 393 amino acids. The transcript has a single exon. The record is from RefSeq and is a predicted model, not a curated record. Lineage: Eukaryota; Parabasalia; Trichomonadida; Trichomonadidae.
AUGAAGCUUAAUGAUACCAAAGAUGUUCCAAAGAUCAUUAAAAAACUUGAUAAAUCAGUUGCUGGAUUACACCACGCAACAGAUGGCAAGAAUAUAUUUAGAACAACUGGUAAAACCCCAAUUGCAAAUCUUCCAGAUGAUGUUACAGAUCUUAAGAAAUUAUCAGAAAUCAUGUCUGAAAGAUACACAAGGCCAUCAUCACAAUCAUUAGCAUCAAUAGGUGCUAAUAAAGACACCGUGAUCCUUAAUCUUAAUCAUUUGGCUGGAGAUGGAAUGUUUUUACAAAACUUAUUUACUCAGCUCAAGAGUGACAAAGAAUUAGACUAUGAGCCAACAAUCAUUCCAGAUGAAGAAGUCUUAAGCGAUAAUAUUAAAGCGUAUACUGGCGGCGCUUCAAAAUUUGCUUCAGUUGAUCCUGAUAUUACCAGGAUACGUACAAAAUCUCCAAAUGAAUUACAUAUAUCGACUAAAGUAGCAUCAAAAUUCGUAUCUUCUCAUGCAAAAGAUUUGAUGACUUUCAAAGUUAACAAACGCCUGAAGAAUAUGACAGAAUACUACUGGAUUAAUUGGAUACUUGCUUGUUCCACACUAGAAGGAAAGAUUAAUAAAUGCGGCGUUGCUACAUGUAUCAAUUUACGUCCAUUUGCUAAGAAUGUGAACUUAAGUGUUACAAGCUGCUUCUCACAUGUCAACGCUACAGCUAUUCCUAAGCCAGAUAUGACUGUUGGCGACAUAAUGAAAGAAUUAAGAAAUUCUUUUGAAGAAAACGUCAAAAAGGGAACACAAUACGGAGAAUUCAAGGCCAUUUAUAACGGAUUUCCACCGUGGUCACAAGAAAUGGACCUCGGAAUUGACAUUUCCUUGAUAGGAAAGUUCAAAAUGGAAGGACCAUUCAAAGACUUGUUUGUCUCGUUUAAGGUCAAUGAUUACGGUUUGGCCGGUUUCUCUUCUUAUUUCGGUUAUUCAGUCGAAAAGAAAGAUGAACACGUUUUCCGCGGAACUGUGAGACACUCUACUACAAUGUUGAGCGAUUUAGAGGCUCAGUUACUUGCUAACUCUGUCCAUUUCGGUUUAGAAAACGUUGCUCCGAAUAUGUUACUUGAUGAGGCAUUAGAUCUCGUCAAAGACUAUCAGAACACACAAAGAAAGUUGCUUUCUUCAAAACCAUAUAUCUUCUUUUGA